UUAAAAUACCAGUGCUUAAUAAUUGCAUUUUCUCUUGACCUGCAGAAAGGACUAAAAUUUUAGCACAAGGACUAAAAUGCUGUCUUAGGCAAACCAUUUUUUGCUAUUUUUGAGCAUAAUAAAAAUUUUAAGGCAAUACAUUUCAAAAUGCUGCGAACUACGCUUGUGAAUCUGCUGCUCGUGUUUAUUGAAGGUGUACUUGUAGAAAUGUUUCUUCCUUUUGUCAGAUGAACACCUUCUAAAAAUGAAAACUUGGGAGACCAUUGAGGGCAACCUUAUUUUCUCAUCUCUAUGAAUUACAACAAGAACGUCUGAAAAAAGAAUAAUUUCCCCAAAGACAAUACAUGAGGCACAGGACAUCAUUCACAUCUGAAAAACAAAUUGGCAAGGGUAUCAACAUCAAUUGUAACUCUGAAUGUGAUAUUAGAUCAUUGAGCACAGUAAUUUUAAUAUGAAGGAUUUUUUUCCCCAAGCCAAGCUGAAGUGUUCUCAAAAGCACUGGAAUGAAGAGCCUGUGUGAAAAAACAAUGUCUGUUUCUGAAGAGAACAUUUUCAUAAUGAUGUAAGCCUCUCCCAACAUCUGGAUGUGGUGCUAAAGGCAAAGUAUUUUAGAUCAGCUGAUCCGAAGCUGUGUAAAAAGGACCUUUCAUUAAAAUAACUUCUGGCCAAAAUAAUAUUAUUAUGCACAAGAUGAAAGGGAAAAUGAAGAUGACUUAGACAAGAGGAUUUUUUUCUUGAACUGUAAAAGGGAAGCGUGAAAUUACUCUUGCAGCAUUGCAGGGUAAAGAAAAAAGCCUACAUUUUUUCUUUACUAUUAAGAAAGUCUUGACGAAUUUAAAUUAAGUCAGAUGUCAUCGAACGAAUCUUCUCCUUCCACCUUACAGAAAUUUUCCCCGUCUGUGUCUCAUGCUGCUCCACCUACCCCUUCAUUAUCUUCAAGUCCACAAUCGGGGCUCUCAGGUCAGCUGUCCAAUGGCAGCUUCAGCACACCAAGUCUCACGAACUCUAGGGGUUCUGUGCAUGGGGUCUCCUUCCUGCUUCAGAUUGGUCUCACACGAGAGACUGUCACCAUUGAGGCUCAAGAUCUCUCCCUUUCUGUUGUCAAAGACCUAGUAUGUUCUGUUGUUUAUCAAAAGUUCCCAGAGUGUGGGUUUUUUGGCAUGUAUGACAAAAUCCUCCUGUUUCGCCAUGACCUGAACUCAGAAAAUAUUUUACAGCGGAUUACAUCUGCUGAAGAAAUACGUGAAGGUGACCUUGUUGAGGUUGUUCUGUCUGCCUUGGCUACAGUUGAAGAUUUCCAGAUACGUCCUCACAUGCUUUAUGUCCACUCUUACAAGGCCCCUACUUUUUGUGACUAUUGUGGAGAGAUGCUCUGGGGCUUGGUACGACAAGGGUUGAAAUGUGAAGGGUGUGGAUUAAAUUACCACAAGCGAUGCGCCUUCAAGAUUCCAAACAAUUGCAGUGGAAUGAGAAAGAGGCGUUUAUCCAAUGUGUCUUUACCAGGAGCGGCACUUUCGGUCCCAAGAACAGCACAAACUGAAUGCCCAGCUUCUACUACAGAGGAGCGUUGUCACUCAGAACCCAGUAAGAGGAUUCCCUCCUGGAGUGGGCGUCCAAUAUGGAUGGAAAAGAUGGUGCUCUGCAGAGUGAAGGUUCCCCACACCUUUGCUGUUCAUUCUUACACUCGACCUACCAUAUGCCAGUACUGCAAACGGCUGCUCAAGGGCCUUUUUCGCCAAGGAAUGCAGUGCAAAGAUUGCAGGUUUAACUGUCACAAACGUUGUGCCUCUAAAGUACCGAAGGAUUGUCUUGGAGAAGUAGUCUUCAAUGGAGAACAAGAACCAGCUAGUCCAGGACAAGAUGCUGAUAUGCCAAUGGAGGUUGACAGCAGUGAAAUGAGUAGUGAUGGUGGCAGGAACUUGGAUGAUGCAGAAGAACCAUCUCCUCCUGAAGACAAAAUGUUUUUUAUGGACCCAGCAGAUCUAGAUGGAGACAAAGAUGAAGAAGCUGUGAAAACCAUUAGCCCAUCAACAAGCAAUAAUAUUCCAUUAAUGAGGGUUGUGCAGUCAAUCAAGCAUACAAAGAGGAAGAGUAGUACAAUGGUAAAAGAAGGCUGGAUGGUCCAUUACACUAGCAGAGACAACCUGAGAAAAAGGCAUUAUUGGAGGCUGGACAGCAAAUGUCUUACACUAUUUCAGAAUGAAUCUGGAACAAAAUAUUACAAGGAGCUUCCACUUUCUGAAAUUCUCCAGGUGAUUCCACCACAGGAUUUCUCCAAUGCAGUGCAAGGCAGCAACCCUCACUGUUUUGAGAUAAUCACAGACACUAUGGUAUACUUUGUUGGUGAGAACAACGGCAGCAACCAUAACAAUCCAGUUCUGGCUGCUACUGGAGUUGGACUGGAUGUUGCACAGAGCUGGGAAAAAGCGAUUCGUCAAGCUUUGAUGCCAGUCACACCUCAGGCCAGCAUUUGCACCUCAGCAGGACAAGGGAAAGUUCACAAAGAACUGUCUGUCAGCAUUUCUGUUUCAAAUUGCCAGAUCCAAGAAAAUGUGGAUAUAAGUUCCGUAUACCAGAUCUUUGCUGAUGAGGUGCUGGGUUCUGGUCAGUUUGGUAUUGUGUAUGGAGGAAAACAUAGGAAGUCUGGAAGGGACGUAGCAAUCAAAGUUAUUGAUAAAAUGAGAUUCCCUACAAAGCAGGAAAGUCAGCUGCGCAAUGAAGUGGCUAUCUUGCAGAAUUUACACCACCCUGGGAUUGUAAACCUGGAAUGUAUGUUUGAAACUCUAGAGAGAGUUUUUGUUGUGAUGGAAAAACUGCAUGGUGAUAUGUUAGAGAUGAUUCUCUCUAGUGAGAAAAGCCGACUUCCAGAAAGAAUCACUAAGUUCAUGGUCACUCAAAUACUUGUGGCUUUGAGGAAUUUACACUUCAAAAACAUAGUGCACUGUGAUUUAAAACCUGAAAAUGUACUCUUAGCAUCAGCUGAGCCAUUUCCUCAGGUGAAGCUGUGUGAUUUUGGUUUUGCACGCAUUAUUGGUGAGAAGUCUUUCAGGCGGUCUGUGGUAGGAACUCCAGCUUAUCUUGCCCCUGAAGUGCUCAGGAGUAAGGGCUAUAAUAGAUCUCUGGAUAUGUGGUCAGUCGGGGUCAUCAUCUACGUGAGCCUUAGUGGAACAUUCCCAUUUAAUGAGGAUGAAGACAUAAAUGAUCAGAUACAAAAUGCAGCAUUUAUGUAUCCACCAAAUCCUUGGAAGGAAAUAUCUAGUGAAGCUAUCGAUUUAAUAAACAAUUUGCUUCAAGUGAAGAUGAGAAAACGUUAUAGUGUUGACAAAUCUCUUAGUCAUCCAUGGUUACAGGAUUAUCAAACUUGGCUUGACCUUCGAGAGUUUGAAACUCGCAUUGGAGAGCGCUAUAUUACCCAUGAGAGUGAUGAUGCUCGCUGGGAAGAACACGCUUAUGAACACAAUCUUGUGUACCCCAAACAUUUCAUUAUGGCCCCCAAUCUAGAUGAUAUGGAGGAAGACCCAUAAUUCUCUGGAGAAAGGCAUUUAAGUUAAAUGUGUACUCAUAGUUUGCUAGAGCAAGCAUUGCUCUUUCCUGUUCAGGAGAUUCAACAAAGCAGUGGAGGAUCUUGCAUCAGUUUGUGGAUGUACUGGAUGAUUUGGAAAGUCUUUCUCCAUCUAUGAUGUCUAUGACUAUGAAUGUGAUCCAGCACUGGGUUAAAAGCCAUGAAGUAUUUUGUGUAACAUUUCGUUACCUGUACAUCACAGUGAUGUUACUGACAGAUGAAGUGCACAGAGACUUGAUGCAGUGUGCAGAUUUUCCAGUUUUGUAGUUUACACAAUAACAAAACAGUUUGUAAUGGUUUUCUAGGCUCUACCUGUUAAGCCACAGAAUUCUAUUUUUGGUAUUCAAAUGCAUCUUUUAAAGAGGCUAUAAACUAAAAAUAACAUGUAUUAUAUACCACAACUAUAAAAAAGCUUGAUUUGAAGGCUAA
Messenger RNA from Sphaerodactylus townsendi, 3991 nucleotides. It is a transcript of the gene PRKD3, whose product is annotated as protein kinase D3. The transcript has 19 exons. The coding region runs from base 849 to 3524 and encodes 891 amino acids. The record is from RefSeq and is a predicted model, not a curated record. Gene Ontology annotation, molecular function: protein serine/threonine kinase activity; ATP binding. Lineage: Eukaryota; Metazoa; Chordata; Lepidosauria; Squamata; Sphaerodactylidae. Gene Ontology annotation, biological process: protein phosphorylation.